Molecule: messenger RNA, 6616 nt
Organism: Alligator mississippiensis (American alligator)
Lineage: Eukaryota; Metazoa; Chordata; Crocodylia; Alligatoridae
Gene: NRP1
Product: neuropilin 1
Exons: 17
Coding region: 516-3293 (925 amino acids)
Biological process (GO): vascular endothelial growth factor signaling pathway; axon guidance; angiogenesis
Cellular component (GO): membrane
Molecular function (GO): semaphorin receptor activity; vascular endothelial growth factor receptor activity
Source: RefSeq, a predicted model, not a curated record
CCCGCUCGCAGGCUGCGGGAAGGAGCCGCCCGCGAGCUUCGCACUUGAGCCGCCCGCCCCGGCCAGGUUGGUGGGGCAGCGGCAGCGGCAGCGGCAGCUCCCGGCCGGGGAAGCGGGUGCCGCGAGCCGGACGGCGCAGGGCAGGGCGCACGAGGCAGGAGGUCGCCCGAGGGCUCCCCCCUCAUCGCCUCUCCACUCCCUCGUGUCCCCGCAGGCUCGCCACCCGCCCCUGCCCCCGCCCCCGCCCCCGCCCCGCCAGGAUCCGGGCUCCGCCGGGCCGGGCAUGGCCGGGGCAGCGCCGCCGGGGCGCGGAGCGAGCGCGGGGCCCGGGAGCUGAGCCGCGGGUGCGGGCGCCCGAGCCGCGACGCCGGGACUGAGCCGCCGCCGCCGCGGAGCUCGCCUCUGCCCCCGCGCCCGCGGGAGGAUUUGGGAUCGGAGACGAGCCGGGUGCCGAGGGGGCGCUCGGCUCGGGGGUUUGUGCUUCCCCUCUGCUUGCUGCCUGCCCACGAGGGAAGAUGGCCUGGGGACUCCUCCUGCACUGCGCGGCGCUCGCCCUCGCCCUCGCCCUCGCCCGGGCUUUGCGGAGCGAUAAAUGUGGUGAUACUAUAAAAAUUAUAAAUCCUGGGUACCUUACUUCUCCUGGCUAUCCUCAUUCCUAUCAUCCAAGCCAAAAAUGUGAAUGGCUGAUUCAAGCUCCUGAACCCUACCAGAGAAUUAUGAUCAACUUCAACCCUCACUUUGAUUUGGAGGACAGAGAUUGCAAGUAUGAUUAUGUUGAAGUGAUUGAUGGAGAUAAUGCAAAUGGACGCUCUUCAGGAAAGUUCUGUGGAAAAAUUGCUCCCUCUCCUAUGGUAUCUACAGGACCACAUCUCUUUAUCAGAUUUGUUUCUGACUAUGAGACUCAUGGAGCAGGAUUUUCCAUCCGCUAUGAAGUUUUCAAAAGAGGACCCGAAUGUUCCAGAAAUUUUACUUCAUCAAGUGGAGUGAUAAAGUCACCAGGAUUCCCUGAAAAAUAUCCCAAUAGCCUUGAAUGCACUUACAUUAUCUUUGCACCAAAGAUGUCAGAGAUUAUACUGGAAUUUGAAAGCUUUGAACUAGAACCCGAUUCAAAUCCUCCAGGGGGAGUACUCUGUCGUUAUGACCGACUGGAAAUCUGGGAUGGCUUCCCUGAUGUUGGUCCUCACAUAGGGCGUUAUUGUGGACAGAACACACCAGGUCGAGUUCGCUCUUCAACAGGAAUCCUUUCAAUGGUUUUUUACACUGACAGUGCAAUCGCAAAAGAGGGAUUCUCAGCAAACUACAGUGUCUUACAGAAUAGCAUAUCAGAAGAUUUCCAGUGCAUGGAACCACUAGGUAUGGAAUCAGGAGAAAUUCACUCUGACCAAAUCACUGCCUCCUCCCAGUAUAGCACCAACUGGUCUUCAGAAAGGUCCCGAUUAAAUUACUCUGAAAAUGGAUGGACCCCUGGUGAAGAUUCCAGCAGAGAAUGGAUCCAGGUGGAUCUAGGCCUUAUCCGCUUCGUCUCUGGCAUUGGGACACAGGGAGCUACCUCGAAAGAAACUAACAAAAUAUAUUAUGUGAAAACAUACCGAGUAGAGGUCAGCUCCAACGGAGAAGACUGGAUUUCACUAAAAGAGGGAAAUAAGCCUUUGGUAUUUCAAGGGAACACCAACCCCAAAGAUAUUGUUUACAGAUUUUUUCCCAAACCAGUUUUAACAAGAUUUGUUCGUAUCAAACCCAUGACCUGGGAAAAUGGUAUAUCACUGAGAUUUGAAAUUUAUGGCUGUAGAAUAACAGAUUACCCUUGCUCUGGGAUGCUGGGUAUGGUGUCUGGACUUAUUUCCGACUCUCAGAUUACUGCAUCCAGUCAAGUAGAUCGAACUUGGAUCCCAGAAAAUGCUCGUCUUAUAACAAGCCGCUCAGGCUGGGCGCUUCCACCGACUACGCAUCCAUAUACCAAAGAGUGGCUUCAGAUAGACCUUGGUGAAGAGAAAAUAGUACGGGGCAUAAUUGUGCAGGGAGGCAAGCACAGAGAAAACAAAGUGUUCAUGAAAAAAUUUAAGAUUGGCUACAGCAACAAUGGAUCAGAUUGGAAAAUGAUCAUGGAUGCCAGUAAGAAGAAAAUAAAGACUUUUGAAGGCAACACCAACUAUGAUACGCCUGAGCUACGGGCUUUUGAACCUGUAACUACCAGAUUCAUCCGUGUCUACCCUGAGAGAGCCACACAUGGAGGCCUAGGGCUGAGAAUGGAACUCCUAGGCUGUGAGCUUGAAGCUCCUACAUCAGUCCCCACUACGUCAGAGGGCAAACCUGUGGAUGAAUGUGAUGAUGACCAGGCAAACUGUCACAGUGGAACAGGUGAUGACUACCAAUUGACAGGUGGUACUACAGUACUGACUACAGAAAAACCAACGAUAACAGACACUACAUUGCAGCCAGAGUUGCCAGCAUAUGAUUUCAGCUGUGGAUUUGGCCGGGGAUCUCACAAGACUUUCUGCCACUGGGAACAUGACAGUCGAGUAGACUUAAAGUGGGCAAUCCUCACUAGCAAAACUGGACCUAUUCAAGAUCACACAGCAGGAGAUGGCAAUUUCAUUUACUCACAAGCUGACGAAAGCCAGAAAGGCAAGGUCGCACGGCUGCUAAGCCCUGUGAUUUACUCGCAGAACUCGGCACACUGUAUGACAUUCUGGUAUCAUAUGUCUGGCCCCCAUGUUGGCACCCUGAAGAUCAAACUGAGAUACCAAAAGCCAGAUGAUUAUGAUCAAGAUCUGUGGACACUGAGUGGACACCAGGGGAACUGCUGGAAGGAAGGACGUGUUCUUCUUCACAAGUCUAUGAAACAUUAUCAAGUGGUCAUUGAGGGAGAAAUUGGAAAAGGAACUGGAGGAAUUGCUGUCGAUGACAUUAAUAUUGACAACCGCAUAGCACAAGAGGAUUGCCCAAAAUCAACUGAUGUGAAGGAAAUAGAUGAAGAAGACCCAGAAAGUAAUCAAACAGGAUUUACUUCUUCGUAUCCUGUAGAAAGGGAUGAAUAUGAUGAUAACAUCUCCAGGAAGCCAGGCAAUGUGCUGAAGACCCUAGACCCUAUUCUUAUUACUAUUAUAGCCAUGAGUGCACUGGGUGUGCUGUUAGGAGCCAUCUGUGGAGUUGUUCUUUAUUGUGCCUGUUGGCACAAUGGGAUGUCAGACAGGAACUUAUCUGCACUGGAGAAUUACAAUUUUGAACUAGUGGAUGGCGUUAAAUUGAAAAAAGAUAAACUAAACACACAGAGUUCUUACUCAGAAGCAUGAAGGUAUAAAGUAACUAAAGAAGUGUCAGAGAAUUGGAAUGGAAGGACAUGACUUGAUUGUGCUGGGGAACUGUUGAUCUUUUACUGUACAGGCUGAAAAGUGCGUUGAUGACACUGAGCCAGGCUUUUCUCAGGAGCUUCAAUGGGUGUAACCGAUAAACAUGGACAACAAUCUGUGUUAAUCUGAAUCAUGUACAGUCUGCUUUUUCUGUUGGUUUCAUUUGAAAUAAUCAAAUGCUGGUGUUGAGACCAAGUAUGAUGUUUUACAGCUCAUUUUGUCUUUCUUUCUCUCCUUUUCUCUUGGUUUUCUUUUAUGGAUAGAUUUAUUUUUACUGUGCAAAAUCCAAGAUGCUGUCACAAAGUGUAUUCAGUGGGGUCCUUUUGAUGGACAUGCUGUCUGUAGCCCAGUGGCCAGAAAAUAAUCAGAGUAACAGCAAGUGGACUCCUGCACUUGUAUUUGUGUAUAAUUGCUCGUGUUGUGCAUAGGCAAAGAAGGUUAGGGUGUUUUUGAAAAGUACUGUAGCCUCAGUACCGAUAUGGUGUGUCAGCUCUGUUUACGAAGCAAUACAGUCAAAUUUUAUUGAUGUUUUUCAGUGUUGUACUAAACUUCGUGCUUGUGAAUUCCAUAAAAGAAUAUGUGCCAUCAUUAGACACAACUGGCAACUGAGUGUACUGCCUAUAAUCAAAACAAAAGUCCUUGGCACUGGCUAGUGUAUGUCCUCUCAAGUGCCUUUUAGUUUGUACUGCUUCUCAUUGUGUUAACAUUAGCUACAACUCUGUUUCCCUCCAGUUAAAGCCCUUGUCUUUAAUCAUACUCUGGUGGCUCACUGAUGAAGAGAGUAUAUUUUAGUGUAAGAAAUAGCCUCCACAAGGCAAGGGCUAAUCAAAUUUGACAACUUGGCUCGAAUGUUCUGCUUUCUGUAUUUCAAUUUCAUGUCUGUUGACCCUUUUGUAUAAAGCUGCAAUAUUCUCUUUUAUUGUUCUUUCAUAUAGAAUGUAUUUUCAAAUGUAAACUCUUUUCUCUCUCUUUCUCUCUCUCUCUGAGUAGAUUGCAUAAGCAUUUGCCAUUGUCAAGGAAAGAAAACUGCAGCUUUAACUUGCUGGUAAUGGCAAAAGAUUUUACUAGACUUGUGUUAAAAAAUAAGGGAAAAUUCUUAACUUUACCCUCCAAAGUCGAACUUUGGGUUUCUUGUUAACAGCAUAAAGUGACAGUAUCUUUUUUCCUUAAGUCAUGAAAAAUCUCUUUUACUUUUACCCAGAUGCCUAUUAAUAGGUAUUUACAUUUAGAAAAAUGAUUAAGAAGUUCCUUAUUGAAAGAUUGCCUUCAAAGAUAGAAAUGAUCCUUUUCCCUCUACUUUCACCCAAAGAGAGGGUUCUGUGGUCUCCUUGAGGUCUGUCUAUUCAUACUAAUCAGGAUCAUAUCCAUGUUAAUCAGACUUAUUCAUGGGUACUGAGGGUAGAAUAAGAUCCUGAAAUGUGCAGAGGACGUAAUGAUUAAGGUCAGGUUAUAUCAAGGAAGCAAUUUUAGUCCAGGUGCUUUUCUCACAGUCUACAAGAGAAUAAACAAUACUUUCCCUAGAGCAUACAGCUUCCUUGUAUGUUCAUUUUGUGAAGUUAGUGAUUGAUACAGGUGGAUGAAUAAUGUAAAAAAAGAUUCACAAAGAAUGAGCUUGACAACUGAACUGCCAAUUUCCAAUUGUUUUUAAAUAAAUUAUUGGCAUAAUAAAUCAAUGGCUUAUGUAGCUGGUCCAACAAAGUAAGAAGUUAGCUAUGGAGGGCACAACUGUGCUACUAUGAAGGGACCAUGCAGGUAAGCAAAGGCAUUUAAAACCCACUUCUCCAUCUCCUUCCUGGCAUGACUGAUCACCAGUUUUGGGGAAGGUGGGAGAGCUGCUUCCCUAGGACCUCUUCCCUUCCCCUUUAGCAGAUUGGUGGGGAGUGGAUGAAGAGGGAAGGAAGUAGAGAAGCUUAACUCUACAUUUUCCACAAUAUACUAACCACUCCAGUGGAAUUAAGCCAACAGAAAGACACUGGGGCAAGUGAGAGCAUGGAAAGUCCUGCAGCAAUUUAAUUCCUCCUUGGAGCAAUGCUGAAUCAGGGAUGAUACAGUUUUUCUCCAAGGCUGCUCCCACAGGACACUAUGCAGUAUCCUCAUGCAGGGAUAAAACUAAAUAGAAUCUCAAUCCACCAUAUAACAUCUUACGUGAUAGCAGUAGUCAAAAAGUGAAAGAUUUUUUACUAAGUUACAAUGGAAAAAGCAAACUAUUAGUUAAUGAUACUAUGGACUCCUUCAAAACGAUCUGAAAAGCUGGAAUAUCCUCAGAAGGCAGGUUUGAGGGUGAAAUCCUGGCCUCCUUAAAAUAAACAGUAGAACUCCCAAUGAUGUCAGUGGAGCCUGGAUUUUCAGUCAUAUGCACCUGAUACCACAACCUGGCCACAUUAGUAAGAAGACAGCUAGUGAAUUAUCCCAAAGAAGAUUCUUUUUAGUGCACUUGUAUCAUAGUACCAUGAUUUAAUUGCUUAGGGACAGUUCUCCCUUUGAUGAAAACAUAUUUAUUCUAUUAAACUGAAUGGGAGCAGCACACAUGUGUUGCCUUGAAGAGGAAACCCUGGUGUAUGGGCCUGAUCUGAGGUUACUGAAGCCUUUCCGCUGAUUUCAGAUCAAUGCCCAUUCUUGGUCCAAUUUAAAUAUAGGGGGAAGCUUUUUUGCUUUUUUUUAAAACAAUUGAUCAUAACCAAUGAAAGAAAAAAUAUAUCUCCCUUACGGUCUCCAGGCAUACAGAGCAAUGAAGAUUUGAUUUCUCUGAAGGUAAUGGAAUGAAAAUUGCCCUUCAAUAAAGGAAAAAUGAUACUGCAACUUUACAUUGAAAAGUAUCUUGCACUGAUAAAUAUAUUUAAAAAAAUAUAUGUUUAUAAAGUUAUUAAUUUGUAAAGGCAGUGUUACAAAAUGUUCAGUUUAUAUUGUUUUAGAUUGUUUCAUAAUUUUUAAAGUGUAAAAUAACAUAUUUUUUCUUUAUUGAAAAACUAUAAAAAAAUCUUCUGUAGUAAAAUGAUUUCAUUUUACUGGUAUAUUAUUGCUUCAUGUUUUGUACCAUCAUAAGAUUUUGUGCAAAUUUUUUUUACAGAAAUUUUAUUUUCUAUGACAAUAUGACACUUGUAAACUGUUGUUUCAAAAUGAACAGCGAAGCCUUAACUUUAAAUGACAUUUGUAUUCUCAGACACGGAGUAGCAUAAAAACACAUAGAACUGAACUGUAAUUUAAAUUUCCAAACUAUGACUACUACAUUCCAAAGAAACAGUUGAAUUAAACAUUUUCAUAAAAUA